CUUCAGAAACUGCAUAAUCAUUAGGCCCAGCAUCAUUUUGGACUGGAAAACGGAGGUUAUCGCCCAGUUGACUUGUGACCAGUCGAAGUGGAGAGACGAAUAUCAUUCAUGGAAAUAAAAUAGAACCCUGUUUGGCACCCUUUUUUCAGUUGACAGACGUCUACGAGAUUAUUGAAACCUCAACAUGGCUGAGGUAACCAAUUUGAAACCAACAUAUGAGGUGUCCCCAGUGCUGGCAGGCUUCCUUGGUGCAGGGGUGCUGGUGGUCUCCGUCACCGUGGCUGUGUUCCUCUGGACCUGCUGCCAGCGGCGCUACCGCCGGGUGACGGGAGCCCACAAGUCAGGACACUGCGACCCACUCCUCGAUCAACCCUACAAAUUCAUCCACAUGCUUAAAGGCAUUAGCAUCUACCCUGAGACGCUAAACAACAAGAAGAUCGUCCGCGUGGGUCGGCGUGCCGGAACCUCGCUGAGCGAGGUGUCCAGGGGAGAGUUGAGUCACGGCAGGGAGCGAGGGAAAGGGAGAGGAGGGAGGGUUUUGCUGGUAGAUGCCGACCCCAAGACAGGGCUGCUCAGAGGUUCCUCCCACCUGCAGAUGAGCGACCUGACGAAGAGGGCUGGUCAGCCCAGGUUAGAGCGGGCUCUGCCCAUCCGUGCUGAUUACUGCUGCCUGGAGAGCAACUCUGGGGGGAACAGCAGCAGCAGUAGCUGUGAUGCCAGUAAAACCGUCUCGCCCUACACACCAUACCUGGGUGAGAUAUCGCCACCUGCCUUUCUGGGCACACUGUGCCUAGCAGUAGAUUAUAACUUCCCUAAAAAAGCUCUGGUGGUGACUAUCGUGGGUGCCAAGGGGCUACCUGCAGUAGGUGAGCAGGCAGGCAGCUCCGAUCCUUAUGUGAAGAUGACAAUCCUGCCAGAGAAGAAGAACAGAGUCAAAACACGUGUGUUGAGGAGGACCCUGGAUCCGGUGUUUGAUGAGACGUUUACCUUCUAUGGAAUAUCCUACAGCUCCCUGCCCGAGCUCACGCUCCAUUUCUUGGUGCUCAGCUUUGACCGGUUUGCCCGCGAUGACGUCAUUGGGGAGACAGCCGUGUCCCUCGCUGGGCUGGACCCCAGUACAGGACGCGUCCACAUCACCCAGCCCAUCAGGAAGCGGAAUGUCCAGUGCCUGAGCCGUGGCGAGCUGUUGGUGUCAUUGUCCUACCAGCCUGCUACUCACAGGCUGAAUGUGGUCGUUCUCAAGGCCAAACACUUGCCCAAGAUGGACGUCUCAGGCCUGUCAGGCAAUCCCUAUGUGAAGGUGAACGUGUAUUAUGGCCGCAAGCGCAUUGCCAAGAAAAAGACACAGGUAAAGAAGUGCACGCUCAAUCCGGUCUUCAACGAGUCCUUCAUGUACGACGUGCCAGCUGAGCUACUGGGCGAUGUCUCUGUGGAGUUCCUGGUGGUCGACUUUGACCGCACCACCAAGAACGAAGUGGUGGGCUGCCUGGUGUUGGGCGGCCAGAGCCUCAUGCCUCCGGGUGUCAUUCACUGGAGGGAGGUUUGUGACAAUCCUCAGCGACAGAUCGCCAAGUGGCACAACCUGGGCGAGUUUUAGAACUGCUCAAUAUGUAACAAUGUUUCGUAUCUCAGUUGCUGAAAGUCAAGUGGUUUCGGUUCACUGUCAAUCUCAAAUCAUUCUCCCCCUCCUUGGGAAGAGGUGUCAAUGGUGGGUUGAGGUGAGGCAUUUGCAGUUCACACCAGAACAGUGCAUCAUUGACACCCUUCCCAUAUCCAAAUCUUGCCCCACACAUCUCUAUAUUGGUGUAUACAGUUCAAUAUAUUACUUGCAUGCCUGAACAGUAUAAGACUGUACCUUGGGGAAAUGUGGUCACAGAUUGAUAUUCACUGGUUUCUAUCAUUUGGUUUCUUUGUCUUUCGAUUCAUUGGAGGGGAACAGUACCUUGAAACUACACAAAACUGAUCUCAUGUAGUCUUGGCUAUGUUGCUUUGUAUUGAUAUAUGGCUGUUUAAUAAGUGGAGGAACAACUUUCUUUUGCGAGACCGUUAUAACUGUAAGAGGCUGCUUUCAAUGGGUGUUAUUAUGUAAAGAGAAAUUCCUUUUUAACUGGUUUGAUAUAUUGCGUACAUCUACUGCAGGUCAGGUUACUUUCAAGUCUUAUGCAGAUCUGUCUAUCUAUCUAUUUUAUGGCAGCACUGAUAUAAAAAAUCUAAUGUAAAAGCUUUUCAUGUGUUCAGAAAUUAUGAAUUGGCUUGACAAGCUUUCCUCCCAGUUUUUGUUAAACAAAAUGGAGACCGUGUAAGCAUUGCUCGGUAUUAAUCAAUUUUAUUUUUGUUCCCAAACGUUUUUUAUAUGCUUUGCUAAGAGUACAAUCUAAGGUGCCUCAGUAGCACUCCAUCUCCUUGUUGUCUCCUUGCAUACCCCUGCUAGGCAAUCAAAUCGGCUGAGAUGAGAUUGUACUUAAACUCACUCACUUUAGUACUGCUAUUGUCAUG
Molecule: messenger RNA, 2496 nt
Organism: Hypomesus transpacificus
Lineage: Eukaryota; Metazoa; Chordata; Actinopteri; Osmeriformes; Osmeridae
Product: synaptotagmin-11-like
Exons: 5
Coding region: 185-1597 (470 amino acids)
Biological process (GO): regulation of dopamine secretion; cellular response to calcium ion; calcium-ion regulated exocytosis
Cellular component (GO): membrane; synapse; axon
Molecular function (GO): calcium-dependent phospholipid binding; calcium ion binding; SNARE binding
Source: RefSeq, a predicted model, not a curated record